UGCAUCUCUUGGCAGGAGGUCAGCCAUUACAUCACAUGAACUCAUAGCAAGUUGAUUAGAUCAGUGCCUGAAACUGGAGCACAGCACCCAGAGCCCUGGCCCCUCCCCCCAGCCCUGGCCACUCCCCAUGCCUGGCAAUGGGCUGGUGGCAAGGUGCUAAAGCCCACCCCUCCUCCUUUUGGGGGAUUCUGAAGCCAGUCGCCCCCUUACCCCCUCUACCCAGCACCUGCUAAAUUGACUGGCACCCACCAGGUGUCACGCUGCUGCCCAGAGAUUCCCAACCUUCCCGGCGGUACGUAAAGCCGCUUUGGGUGAAUGACACCAGGCUUAUUUAAAAGCACCCCAUAAACAGAUCCCAAUGUGACACACACAAACACAUACACACAAGCUCACACACACUUUCACUUCCGCAGGGCCAUGCCAUCCACCUGAUGCCAGUCCCGUAAGAUGACAGAGCUCAUGGCUGAUGGGAAAUGGUGUGUGUGUGUGUGUGUGUGUCGGGGGGUGGGUGUGUGUCAUGGACGUAUAAAACACAGUGUGUUUCACUCGGUAUAUAAACACUGUGUACUGACAGGCGCUACAUACCUGACCGAUUGCUGAGAAAAUAUUGAAUGGCUGAUUCUACUUUCUGAUUGAACGUCUGGGAGUACGUCCAGAGCGCCAACUAGACAAAUACUUGGCUAACGGCAGGAGAAAAAAGAAUGCCGAAAAUUGGGGCGAAACCGCCUAGGGGCCCCAGACGCGACAGGGAGCCCCAGACCCCGGAGAUGAAUAAGCUGCGACAGAGUCUGCGCAGGAAGAAGCCCACCUACGUCCCGGAGGCCAGCAGACCCCACCAGUGGCAGGCAGACGAGGAAGCUGUCCGCAGGGGCAAAUGCAACUUCCCUGUCAGGUACCUGGGCCUGGUGGAGGUAGAAGAGUCGAGAGGAAUGCAUGUGUGUGAGGAGGCUGUGAAAAAGCUCAAAGUUAGUGGCAAGAAGACUGUGAAAGCAGUACUUUGGGUGUCGGCAGAUGGCCUGAGAGUGGUGGAUGACAAAACUAAGGACCUUAUCGUAGACCAGACCAUUGAGAAGGUGUCCUUCUGCGCGCCUGACCGCAAUUAUGACAAGGCUUUCUCCUACAUCUGCCGUGAUGGUACCACCCGUCGCUGGAUCUGUCAUUGCUUCAUGGCCUUGAAGGACUCGGGCGAGCGUCUGAGUCAUGCCGUGGGCUGCGCCUUCGCCGCCUGUCUGGAGAGGAAGCAACGGCGUGAGAAGGAGUGUGGCGUCACGGCCUCGUUCGACGCCAGCCGUACGUCCUUCGUGCGCGAGGGCUCGUUCCGCGUGACGUCGUCCAGCCAGGAGGCGGGUGAGCGCGAGGACAUCGUGAAGCAGCUGCAGGACAAAAAGCAAGAGCCACCAUGUGGCAUUCCAUCCCUCCCCCCUGGCACUGCUUCACCUCCUGAAGGGGCAGCAUCGCCUGUGGGGCAAGGGGUGGAGCCUGGAGGCCCGCAUGCAAUCCCGCGUCGCCAUGCCCCCAUCGAGCAGCUUGUGCGACAGGGAUCAUUUCGAGGCUUUCCGGCCCUCAGUGGGAAGAACUCGCCAUUCAAGAGGCAGCUAUCACUACGUCUCAAUGACCUGCCUUCUACACUGCAGCGCAAGACAGCUGACUUCCAGAGCAAGAACCAAGUCCCAGAGAUGGACCUGUCAGUGUGUGGUGAGGCAGACAGCAGCAUCAACGCUCUCUGCAGCCAGAUCAACCAGUCCUUCACCAAGCCCUCCGAGGAACUGUUCUGCGACCCCCCAGCCAACGGCCUGCCGACCUGCACCAUGCCCCCAGCCAUCCCCCCUCCACCCGCGCCCCUGCAGGCCACGUCCUCCUGGCCGCAAGCGCCGCCAGUCCAGUCCCCGCCGCCGGUGGUCCACAGCGGACACAGGAGGACGCCCUCCGAGGCGGAGCGCUGGCUGGAAGAGGUGGCCAAGGCCGUCAUGGCGCAGCAACAGACCCCCAUCCUGCAGCCGACACUGUCCCCGCCGCCCACCGCGCCCAGCCUGGCCAUGUCCACCCCGCCUGUGUCCAGCGUGUCCCUGAUGGCGGCGACGGUGCCGGGCGUGCCGGUCUCCCUGCCCGGCGGCAUGCAGCCCUUUCCCCUGGCGUUCGAUGGCGCGCCCCCCGCGCCCGUCGGCGUGUACGCCCAGCCACCGCUGCAGCCGGCGUUUUUGCCCAUGCAGGCCUACAUGCCCGGCCUGGCAAACAGCAUGACGUACCCCAACGCCAGCGUGCCCGUGGUGGGCAUCACGCCCUCCCAGAUGGUGGCCAACGUCUUCUGCACAGCGGCAGGCUCCAGCGGCGGCCCGUCCAUGGGGGCACUCGGAGGCGGGCAUCGCCACUCCUUUUCCGGCCAAUCGGGCGGGUUCCCUGUGGCGCCAUUCGGAGCUCAUCCCACCGUCAACGGCCUCCCCCACAACGUCCCCGCCUCCAUGCACACCGCGGCCGCACAGAACGGUGCCAGCAGCAACGGCGGAGGGGGCGGCUGGCCACCGGAGGGCGCCGCGCAGGCCAACCCGCUCCCUGCCGACUCCCAGGAGGUUGACCGCUUUGAGGCGAAGUGGGCAGCGCUGGAGACCAAAUUGCAACCGACGGCGACACCCAACCCCUUUUCCAACGACUUGCAGAAGAACUUUGAGAUUGACCUUUAACUUGGUAUUCUGCAGGGUUCGAAAACUGACCUCCAACGGGACAAAGCUCUUCACCCCCCCCCCCCCCCCCCCCCCCAAGGAUGUGUAUUCUGUUCUAGUAGACAAUUGGGUUCUAGAACAGGAUGGGGUUCUAGGUCAGGGGGGAUGGGAUGACUGUUUGUGGGUCCUAGUCAUGCAUCCCAUGUGAUUUCUACCAGUCCAGUUCUAGGCAGGAAUGCGUGGAGGAAGCCUGACAAUAUGGACACAUCACAAGACAAUGAAAUGAGAGACUGAGAGAGAUGGUUACGGUUCUUUUACCCAAGCACAGCCCCGGUUGGCCAGCCAAUUACACAGCUCACUGGUAGAAACCCCAAAGGAGGUGACAACCAACAAGAGAGACAGACAGUUGGACGGCCAAAACAGUCAUAUUUAUUAUUUUUACUUUGAUUUUAACCGUUUAUAGUUUUCAAUCUUUUUUUUUUCAUAAAGUUGUACGUCCCUGUGUUUAUUUUUGUGGAACUGGAAAGACGAGGGAAAUAACUAGCACCUGGAACUGCAGCAGCCCGAACAAUUAGAGAAAGGUAUUGAAAUGACAGGCUGGUUUAUAACAGGAGCCAUUUUGACCGGGACCAUGUCAUUGUGAUGUGUGUGUCAGUGUAAAUAGCAUGCUUUUUUCACCUUCUAUUUAUUACCAACCCAAGUGUAACUGUCAAUUUGCCAUUCAUUCCUAACGAGUCGCUGUUCGCUAAAUUGCCAGCGCGACCUCACACCUCCCCAUCACCUGAUUGGGGACGACACUACAAACUCUAGAACAUUUCUGGAAAGGGCCCGAGUGUUCCAAAUUGUGUGUCACAUUUCCAAAAGGUCGUUAUAUUCUAAAACAGGUGACCACAGGAAGUGAGGCGCAGGGUCAUUAACCUCUUUACACCGACUGAGGAGGGAGGCGUCCAUCUUUGCAGAGGGCAGACAAGGACUGGAAAGUGACUGGGACUGUCAUGGGAAGGAGAUGGGAAAGGUGGCUGAUGUGGAGACGUGGAGAUGGAGGGCAUUCAGUAGACCCACUUACGAGAAUGAGUUUGAGGAUGUAGACUAUGAAAGGCUGCGACGAACUGAGAAGAGAUUGACGUAGAUAAACGUUUGAACAUAUAAGUGUCGCUGUCAACAGGGGGGCAGGUUAAGGAAACACCACACAAGUUAAACAGACCUGCUUGUUUCAUUGCUUUAAAAUCCUUUGACUGCUCACAAACAAAGGCACUUCUGUUUCAUUGAGACUCACCAUGCAUUUAGAGGCUCCAUAGACCCGCCACUCUCCUCUUUGAUCGUAAUCUCAAACGAGGCAGGCAUUUGCUUCCUCGACUUUAGUUUAGGCACACAAAAAGAAAUAUGCAGUAUUCUAUAGCCGGAACCCAUAUCUGAAUUGGCACCGACUUCUUAGUAGGACUUUUUAAUGGCAGGGCGAGAAGGGGCGAUUGCAUGUGCUAAGAUGGGGUGCUUUCUGUUAUUAUCCAUAACACUAGCCCGUGUAUGUUCCCGUCCCAAGCCGCAUGAAGGAUCUGUGUGCGACGGGGAACCAGGGGACUGGCAUGGGACAGGGCUACUAGACAAACUGGCUUCAUCCAUCCGGCUUUCCUGGCCAUUAACUUGUCAUGACUCAGCCGAAUCACAGUACUGACCGACACAGGUCUGACAUACAGAACCAGUCAAAGGUUUGGAUGCGCCUAGUCGUUGGAGGGGAAUUUCUUUAUUUUUACUGUUUUCCACACUGUAGAAUAACAGUGAAGACAUCGAAACUGUGAAAUAACACAUGGAAUCAUGUAGUAGCCAAAAACGUUUAAACAAAUCAAAAAAGGUUUAUGUUUUAGAUUCUUCAAAGUAAUCACCUUGAUGACAGCUUUGCACAUUCCUGGCAUUCUUUCAACUUUAUUAGUAUGCUUUGGAAAAUUUAAAAAAUAAGGAAAUACCCUUGAAUGUGUUGGUGUCCAACCUUCAGACUGAUACUGUACAUUUGCUUUAUUCAAUAUAUAACGCAGUGAUGAAAGUCCAUGUUUUUGCUGGUUUGGACAAAUCAAUUUGAUUAAUUCCCACAACCACCCACUCGUCAAAGAGAAAAUGAGGUAGUCAUUCAUGAAAUUGACGUUUUUAUUUCAAUAAAUUCCCAUUGUUUGCACGUCCGCUAAAUUAAAAUGUAGGUUAAUUAUGUUUAAAAUAAGAAAACUAAAUUACCUCAUAAACAUGAUUGUAAACCAUAGUGUAGUGAUAACAAACCAGUGGAGUUUAUUUUUAAUCUUUCUUUACAGACUUUUGUAUUUAAACCUACAUAUUUGUAUUGUAAUUACAUUGU
Esox lucius (northern pike) is the source of this 4998-nucleotide messenger RNA. RefSeq names its product NUMB like endocytic adaptor protein (gene numbl). The record is from RefSeq and is a predicted model, not a curated record. Lineage: Eukaryota; Metazoa; Chordata; Actinopteri; Esociformes; Esocidae. The transcript is spliced from 9 exons. The coding region runs from base 702 to 2678 and encodes 658 amino acids.